AAAGAAGAAGGAUCAAAAUUCCAUAGUUAAUUCAUUUCUAUUUCUCUCUCUAGAAAUUGGCGCUCCGCAUCAGCUUCAGAAGAGAGCAUCGAAGCUUCCUUUAGCUGUCUUUCUCUCUCUCUUGAGCCAGGAAAACUGGUCAAUCCAAUUCCGUCGCUCCGAUCACUUCAGCUACGGAUCUUUUUCGCUCCGUUGAGUGCAAAUUCUGAACUUUAGAAGUUCUCAACGCAAUUGUUGAAAAGUUGAACUAUUCAAAUCUGAUUGCGCCAAUCCAGAUUGCACCUUUGACAUAAAAAUUUUCAGUCUGUCCCUUUUGUUAAGCCUCAAGUAAAGCAUCUUCAAAAGAAAUGGAGCGAAUUGAUAACCUAUUUUACUCCUAUGCAAAUAUUUCUUCUGGUUUGAUUGACCCAGAAGGAAUUGAAAACUUGUGUUUGGAUAUGGAGGUGGAUCAUACCGAUGUGAGGAUCUUGAUGCUAGCAUGGAAAAUGAAAGCUGAAAAGCAGGGGUACUUUACCCUGGAGGAGUGGCGAAGAGGUCUUAAAGCGCUGAGGGCUGAUACUGUAAAUAAAUUGAAGAAGGCCCUUCCAGAGUUAGAGAAAGAGGUCAAGAGGCCAUUGAACUUUAUGGAUUUCUAUUUAUAUUCAUUCCGGUAUUGCUUAACAGAGGAGAAACAAAAGAGCAUAGACAUAGAAAGCAUCUGUCAGUUACUGGAUCUUGUUUUAGGACCUCAUUUCCGUGCUCAAGUUGAUUAUUUCAUCGAGUACCUAAAGAUUCAGAAUGAUUACAAGGUCAUAAACAUGGAUCAGUGGAUGGGCUUUUACCAUUUUUGCACCGAGAUAAGCUUCUCAGACCUCAGUAAUUAUGAUCCAGAACUGGCUUGGCCCUUGAUACUGGAUAAUUUUGUAGAAUGGAUGCAAGAGAAAAGGACUUGAAACCUAUUGUCCUUAGGUUGCCUUAACCUACUGUAAACCAUAUUGAAGUAGGUACUAAAGAAAUAUUUUAUGUUUUUGGUCAAUUUGGAAAUUGUAUUAUUUUUAGGGAUUCACCUGCAAUUUGUUGUUAGAUAAAAAAUGUGAUUGAUUUGCCUGCAGGACUACACAUUAAAAUCCAUCAGCAUGUUUAAUUUUCCCAUGUUCGUUUAUUUUUUUCUCCUUUACGAACUUUUAA
Messenger RNA from Manihot esculenta (cassava), 1167 nucleotides. RefSeq names its product DCN1-like protein 4. NCBI's taxonomy places the organism in Eukaryota, Viridiplantae, Streptophyta, Magnoliopsida, Malpighiales, Euphorbiaceae. Bases 348 to 932 code for a protein of 194 amino acids. Gene Ontology annotation, cellular component: ubiquitin ligase complex. The transcript has 11 exons. Gene Ontology annotation, biological process: positive regulation of ubiquitin-protein transferase activity; protein neddylation. Gene Ontology annotation, molecular function: ubiquitin conjugating enzyme binding; ubiquitin-like protein binding; cullin family protein binding. The record is from RefSeq and is a predicted model, not a curated record.